Messenger RNA from Rhinichthys klamathensis goyatoka, 438 nucleotides. RefSeq names its product ribosomal protein L39 (gene rpl39). Gene Ontology annotation, cellular component: ribosome; cytosolic large ribosomal subunit. The coding region runs from base 122 to 277 and encodes 51 amino acids. Gene Ontology annotation, biological process: translation. The record is from RefSeq and is a predicted model, not a curated record. The transcript has 3 exons. NCBI's taxonomy places the organism in Eukaryota, Metazoa, Chordata, Actinopteri, Cypriniformes, Leuciscidae. Gene Ontology annotation, molecular function: structural constituent of ribosome.
GGUCGGCGCUGUGGUGUGAAGGAGUAGCUCUGUUCAUGACUCGGAUAUACAGUGCUUGCGUUUCCCAUGGUUCCUUCUCUUCGACUACCGCCAUAGUGGUGAACGGAUAGCCAUCUCCGAAAUGGCGUCACACAAGACCUUCAGAAUCAAACGCUUCCUCGCCAAGAAGCAGAAGCAGAACAGGCCGAUUCCACAGUGGAUUAGGAUGAAAACUGGCAACAAGAUCCGAUACAACUCCAAGAGGAGACACUGGAGAAGGACCAAGCUGGGCUUGUAAACACAAGGUUUACUUCAGCAUCCCCCUCCAUCUGCUCCUUGCCAGGACCACCAACUCAUCCAGAGCUGGAGAGAAGCCAUGCUAUCUGGGACAACAGUCUCUUUUGUACAGAUAUUCUGGUUAUGUCCUUCCUAAAUAAAAGAUUUGUCAUCGAACCAGAA